CCGGAAGCACUGACUGGCGGGAGCACGGGUCCGCGGAAGGCUCGAGGACGCGCAGGGCGGCGGGGGUCCGGGCAUGAAGCUGGGCCGGGCUGUACUGGGCCUGCUGCUGCUGGCGCCGUUGGCGGUGCGGGCGGUGGAGCCCAUCAGCUUGGGACUGGCCCUGGCCGGCGUCCUCACCAGCUACAUCUCCUACCCGCGCCUCUAUUGCUUCUUUGCCGAGUGCUGUAGCCAGAAGCGGAGCCUUAGCCGGGAAGUGCUGCAGAAGGACCUGGACAGCAAGCUCUUUGGACAGCAUCUUGCCAAGAAAGUCAUCUUAAAUGCCUUGUCUGCCUUCAUAAGCAACCCGAAACCCAAGAAACCUCUCACCCUCUCCCUACACGGGUGGACCGGCACCGGCAAAAAUUUUGCCAGCAAGAUCAUUGCGGAGAACAUUUACGAGGGCGGUUUGAACAGUGACUAUGUGCACCUGUUUGUGGCCACGCUGCACUUCCCGCACGCCUCCAACCUCACCCUGUAUAAGGACCAGUUACAGCUGUGGAUUCGCGGCAACGUGAGUGCCUGUGCGAGGUCCAUCUUCAUCUUCGACGAGAUGGACAAGAUGCAUGCGGGCCUCAUCGACGCCAUCAAGCCUUUCCUGGACUAUUACGACCACCUGGAUGGGGUCUCCUACCAGAAAGCCAUCUUCAUCUUUCUCAGCAACGCCGGAGCGGAAAAGAUCACGGACGUGGCCUUGGACUUCUGGAGAAGCGGGAGGCAGAGGGAGGAAAUCAAGCUCAGAGACAUGGAGCCCGCCCUGUCCGUGUCGGCUUUCAACAACAAGAACAGCGGCUUCUGGCACAGCAGUCUAAUCGACCGAAACCUCAUCGACUACUUCGUCCCCUUCCUCCCCCUGGAGUACAAACACCUGAAAAUGUGCAUCCGGGUGGAAAUGCAGUCCCGAGGCUACGGCGUCGACGAGGACAUCGUGACCAGAGUGGCCGGGGAGAUGACGUUCUUCCCCAAAGAGGAGAAGGUUUUCUCCGACAAAGGCUGCAAGACCGUGUUCACCAAGUUGGAUUAUUACUACGAUGACUGAGGGCGCCGACGCCGGCCCCCCGAGACUGCAACACCCCGGCCUCCCCAGCACCGCCCCACCCCGUCUGGGCAGGAGUCCGAUGAAUUGGUCCUGUUUCCCGGGCGUCGUGCUCCGCCCCGCGGGCCGCAGCCCCCAGCAGCCCCCGGAGGAGCCUCUGGGAAGGAAGGAGCCGCUCCCAGCCCACUGGGGUCGGCUCGUGAUUUUUUAAAGAUCAUGUUUUAAUUUCAAGAGUUUCUGUUUCAAGGAAGGAUGAAAAAGUUACUGAGAAUGUGAUAACUUUAUUUAAAAUGGUUUUUAACAUUAUGAAAAGCUUUUCGGACUCGA
Messenger RNA from Artibeus jamaicensis (Jamaican fruit-eating bat), 1399 nucleotides. Its product is annotated as torsin-1A. Gene Ontology annotation, cellular component: endoplasmic reticulum lumen; nuclear envelope; endoplasmic reticulum. Gene Ontology annotation, molecular function: kinesin binding; ATP hydrolysis activity; ATP binding. The transcript is spliced from 5 exons. Lineage: Eukaryota; Metazoa; Chordata; Mammalia; Chiroptera; Phyllostomidae. Bases 74 to 1075 code for a protein of 333 amino acids. The record is from RefSeq and is a predicted model, not a curated record. Gene Ontology annotation, biological process: nuclear membrane organization; protein localization to nucleus.